Molecule: messenger RNA, 441 nt
Organism: Parnassius apollo (apollo)
Lineage: Eukaryota; Metazoa; Arthropoda; Insecta; Lepidoptera; Papilionidae
Source: the annotation of a GenBank genome assembly
AUGGCGGCGAGUAUAACACGUGGUGUCCGCGUUCACGUCAAAGCUACAUAUUUCGAUGAAAAUGAUGGCCAGAACACCUGGAGUCGCAAACAUUUUGGUGAUAGGUUUUCCCCUAGACAGAAACUAUUGAGCGAUAAGGAAUUAUUUUUUUUUGGUAUAUUAUAUGCCAUGACUCUUCAAGAACUGCCAGACCGAAGAUUCUACUGGAAUACGAUCUCCGAUGGAAUAUUUCCCCCCGAAAAUUUUGGACAAAGAUUUGUAAUGAGUCGUCAAAGGUUUGAGAUCAUUCUAGUGGCCCUGCGCUUCACACAACCAUCAGACCUUGAUGAUUCUGACAAAUCGCGUAACACCAGAACACUAGUAAUGAUGGUGAAUGAUAAACUAAAAGAUACCAUCCGUCCUGGUGCAAAAAUAACUGUAGAUGAAUCCAUGUUCGCCUAG